This is a messenger RNA of Akanthomyces muscarius, 2712 nucleotides long. RefSeq lists its product as uncharacterized. The coding region runs from base 1 to 2712 and encodes 903 amino acids. The transcript has 4 exons. The record is from RefSeq and is a predicted model, not a curated record. Gene Ontology annotation, molecular function: zinc ion binding; sequence-specific DNA binding; DNA-binding transcription factor activity, RNA polymerase II-specific. Gene Ontology annotation, biological process: positive regulation of transcription by RNA polymerase II; DNA-templated transcription. Lineage: Eukaryota; Fungi; Ascomycota; Sordariomycetes; Hypocreales; Cordycipitaceae.
AUGGACCGCUCACUGGAGGCAAGCCAUCGCAAAGCAGCAACUUUCGCAAUUUGCGCCAGCUGCGCCAAAGCCGGUGUAGCAUGCGUUGGCUACGACCCCAUUACCAAAAAGGAGAUCCCGCGCAGCUAUGUAUUUUAUCUCGAAACUCGAGUAGAACAGCUUGAAAAGCUGCUCUCUUCGAAUAGUGUUCCAUAUCCACCUGCUGAGAAUCUGGAGCUCUGCUCCCGCCCGAGCGCCGACACAGUCCCGCGAGAUUCGGGCUCCGCCAAUGGAGGCGCUUCGGGCCAGGUUCUAAAUAGCGCGCGAACCGAAUCUUUGGCGGCGAAAAAAGAAGGGCAGAGUCCAGCGAUGAUGAAUUUGGUUGGAACUUCAAAGCCAAAAUCUCUUGCUUCGGCAUCCGGGGUUUCGUUUGCCAGAGUUGUUUUCGCCGCUGUCCAAUAUUCCGUAUCAGAUCAACACGGCCCUACCGAGCGAGCAGGGGGAGGCGCCGGUACCUCGAUGCGCGAUUCCUUCUUUGGCCUUCACGCAAGACCAACCAUUCAACCAGCGCCUUUUCCGCCUCGUGAGGUUGGAAUGAGACUCGUAACCCUCUACUUCGAGCAUGCAAACCCGCAAAUUCCCAUCCUUCAUAGAGGCGAGUUUAUGCAGAUGUUUGAGCAAGCCUACGCCAGCUCGCCCGAAUCUCUGGCCUCCCGGGAGCUCUAUAUGCUGAACAUGGUAUUCGCAAUUGGUUGCGGUGUCAUUGUGGGAGAACCUGUCAAGACAGAGGCAUCUGGCACAGCCAAAAUCGGCUCUCAGCAAGGAAAGGGUCAGUGCGAGCCUGAAGAGUAUCAUGCAAGCGCUAUUGUGCACCUGGAAUCCUGUCUGAGCUUCAGUGGAGGCGGCCUCGAAGUUUUGCAGGCUGUACUCUUACUAGCCAACUUUGCGCUUCUUCGCCCAGUUCCUCCUGGCCUGUGGUACAUCACUGGCGUAGCCGUGCGUCUUGCUGUUGAUCUGGGCUUGCAUUACGAAGAGGGAGGAGAAGCAGAAAACUCGGGGCCAGAAGACCCAGCUGGCGAACAAGAUUCAAGCGCCCGGGAGCGAGGGCGGAGACAAUAUGUGCGAGAUAUGAGGCGACGCUUGUGGUGGUGCACCUAUUCGUUUGAUCGAUUGGUAAGCACGUGUGUCGGGCGACCAUUUGGUGUCAGCGACCAAGUUAUCACUACUGAGCUUCCGUCCGUAUUGGACGACGACUACGUUACUCCGACGGGCUUUGUCGACCCUCCAGUAGACGACGAACGGCCGAGCUACAAACAUGUUGCCCAUCACUAUUUUCGACUACGAAUGCUACAAUCGGAGAUCUUGCAAGUUCUCCAAUACAACCAAGCUCAACUUGCACGUCAAGGCAAUCAGGUACCUUGCUACCCUGAGAUGCGCAAUCACAUUCCCUCGCCUUUCCUCGUCAAGUUCGAUUCGUUCCGGUCUUGGAGGAGCGAUAUUGACAAACGUCUCUACCAUUGGAAGUCAUCAGCGCCAACGAGGCAAGAAACUGGGGUUGCCUUCUCAACGGAAUUCCUCGAGCUCAACUACUGGCAAGCUAUCAUCAUGCUAUACAGACAGAGCUUGAGCGUCCCAGCCAUGUUUGAAGGCGAAUACAACACGUCAAACGAGGUCAACAGCCCAACCGCAUUUACUGCAGAGCUCCGAGAAGACGAGGACCGCAUCUAUCUCAAGGUAGCGGAAGCAGGACAAAAGAUCCUGCGCAUAUACAGGCAACUCCAUCUCAGUGGACUUGUUAGCUACACAUAUUUGUCAACGCACCACCUGUUUAUGGCCGGCAUUUCAUAUUUGUACGCUAUUUGGCAUUCACCGUUGGUACGGAGUCGCCUGUCGAUGGAUGAGGUGGACUUCACCGUUCUAGCAGCCAAGUCUGUCUUUACCGACAUGAUUGACAAGUGCCCGCCGGCAGAAACAUGCAGAGACGCAUUCGAUCGAACAGCGAAGGCGACAAUUAAGAUGGCAAGCUCAAACGGCGGCUUUGGCACUACAAACCCCCGGCCACGCCGGCAGCGCAGAGAGACGACAACCUGGGUCACAGCUCCUGUGCCCGACGUUACGUCCAUGAAGCCUACUUCGCGGCACCGGGCUCAGGCUUCAGAAAGCCAGGGCUACCAGUUUGACCUGGCAAUGGGAGAUAACGUAUCCUCCCCGGGAAUAUCUGCAGCUGGCGAGACUUCGGCGCAGAACACACCGCCACUGGGCACGUCGAAAACUUUUGACAGUGACACGCUCAUGUCGGAGACACGGAGACACAGCGGACCCAGCCCGGCGGAUGGCUCCAUCAGCCAGGACGGCAGCUCGAUUGACCCCCUCGUUCAUUCGCCCCCGUUGACUCGCAGGAUGACCACACAUGGAGGCAACAACACGUUCAUGGGCCAACAGUUUGGCAUGCAGGGUUCCAUGGACUAUCCCGAUAGUCAGACGAUGGAGUUUCUCCAGACACUGGGAGCCACACCAAAUGGGGACUUUUCGUCGGUGGAUCAGGCACAGCUGGAUCUCGGGUUCGGGAUCAACUGGGAAGGCAUGCAUAAUGACUUUAGCGAGGGCGGGCAUAUCAAUCCUUUCGACACGUUCUUCUUUGGCGGGCAGCCAAACGCGGGCAAUAAUAACAACGGCAACAACGGCAGCAACGGCAACAACGGCGCUGGGUCUGGAGGGGGUAUCUCUAUGUAA